AUGGCACCCCUGCUGCGCGUGGUUGCGGCCACAAGUUCGACUGUGGUCCGCUUGUUCUCCUUCAUCUUCCUGAGAUGGAUUCCGGGUCAUCCUUUUGUGCCCAUCGUCUUCACCUCACUAGUGGUGUAUCUGUCCUCCCUCUUUUCUUUACUGAAUGGCCAGGGUGCGUCUAAUGAACGCGCCGAGAAGAAACAAAAGACCACUUCCAAACGGACUCAAAGGUCCGAUGGAGAAGAGUCCGGUGAUUCCGCGCUGAAGACACUGUUGACGGGUCUUCCCUCAAAGCGGUCGCCGCGAUGGACAUGGAUGACGGCGAUUAUCAACGUUAUCCUGGCCAUACUAACACUCGACUUUUUGAUUCGAAGUAUUGUGGCCUACCCUAGUUCUGAUGCCGCUUUUUCACGCAUUGGAUACGUGUCACCAACCACGGCCAACCUGCUCUUCCGUGAGCCAGACAUGGCUCAGCUGCCAGUGGUCGUCUCCUACCAAGAGAGCGAACCGGCUUCCAAGAAGUGGACCCAGGAGGGCACUGUCUAUAAGCUAGACAACACCACUGACUUCACAACCUCCGUGACAUUGAAAAACCUGAAGCCGUCAACUCACUACAAGUAUUCGCUCUCUAAUAACAAAACCGGCACCUUCGUCACAGCUCCAAGGCCCGGAUCUCCCGUGGCCAAUAGGCUGUCAUUCGUGACAUCCAGCUGCUUGAAGCCGAACUUUCCAUACAGCAUUUUGUCUCACCCAUUGCGGGUUCCUGGAAUUGAGCAAAUGACCGAAGCCCUUGGAAAGCUGCCAGCCCUCCUGAAGCCAGCCUUCAUGCUCUUCCUAGGAGAUUUCAUCUACAUUGACGUCCCCUUUCGAUUUGGGUCUUCGAUAGAUCACUAUCGCAGCGAAUACCGCCGGAUAUACUCAUCUCCAUCCUGGGCAUAUAGCUCAGUAGAUGGCCCAGCCAUUGACCUCCCCUGGAUCCACACUCUUGACGACCACGAGAUCGAGAACGACUGGUCUAGAGGAAACAAGACCGCGCCAUACCCAGCAGCCGCUGAUCCGUUUAUCCACUACCAUGUGAGCGCGAACCCGCCCGUCCCAGAGAAACCCUUUGCGCAUCCGGACAAUGUCACCUACUUUUCUUUCGUCAACGGCCCUGCUUCCUUCUUCAUGCUGGACACGCGUACCUACCGCUCCGAGCCAACCAUGGAGAACUCCACAAUCCUAGGCUCAGCGCAGCUCCAAUCCCUACUCGCAUACCUAGCUCGUCCGGAACCAUCCGGCGUGCGCUGGAAAAUCAUCUCCUCCAGCGUCCCAUUCACGAAAAACUGGCACGUCGGCACAACCGACACAUGGGGCGGCUUCCUGAAAGAACGCCGCACCGUAUUCGAAGCAAUGUGGCAAGCCGAGCGCGAGCAGGGUAUCCGCAUAAUCCUCCUCAGCGGCGACCGCCACGAGUUCGCCGCAACACGAUUCCCAGAUCCUGAGCUCAGCCUCUCAUCAGAUGAACUACAACCCAACACAGCCGGUCGAGGCAUUCACGAGUUCAGCGUCGGUCCUCUGAGCAUGUUCUACCUCCCCAUCCGCACGUAUUACCAAACAGAUAUCGAGGACGUGUCUGUGAAAUAUGCACCGGAUGGGAACAGCAAGUUCGGGCUUCUCGAUAUCGCUGAUGAUUUCGAAGAGGCUGGUCCCGAUGCUUCAUCACCCGCUCCUGUGCGGAGCUCUGUGCUCACGUAUUCGCUAUAUGUGGAUGGUGAAGUCGUUUGGCAGUAUCGUCUCAGUGUGCCUCAUAGUUAUGAUCCUGCUGCUCAUGCUGCGGGAUCUGGGAAGAGCAUGCAUCUUCCGCCUGGUAGGGUUGUGGAGGAUAAGCUUGUUGCGGAAGGCUGGGAUGCUGUUUUCAAAACUGCUCUUGGUACUGCAGAGAUGCUUGUGAAGGAAGUUGUUCAGAAGGCGACAAUGGUGUAUUAUAAGGUUUUGGAGAAAUUGUGA
Penicillium cinerascens is the source of this 1980-nucleotide messenger RNA. RefSeq names its product alkaline phosphatase family protein. The record is from RefSeq and is a predicted model, not a curated record. Lineage: Eukaryota; Fungi; Ascomycota; Eurotiomycetes; Eurotiales; Aspergillaceae. The coding region runs from base 1 to 1980 and encodes 659 amino acids. The transcript has 3 exons.